This is a messenger RNA of Cucurbita maxima (winter squash), 1131 nucleotides long. RefSeq names its product chlorophyll a-b binding protein 4, chloroplastic. The record is from RefSeq and is a predicted model, not a curated record. Gene Ontology annotation, cellular component: membrane. The transcript is spliced from 3 exons. Bases 163 to 921 code for a protein of 252 amino acids. NCBI's taxonomy places the organism in Eukaryota, Viridiplantae, Streptophyta, Magnoliopsida, Cucurbitales, Cucurbitaceae. Gene Ontology annotation, biological process: response to light stimulus; photosynthesis, light harvesting in photosystem I.
UUCCAGCCGUUAGAUCGUGAAAAUCUCGUGAAUGAACCCUCAGAUCUGAAGAGCGAACAAGAACCACAAACUUAGCAUGGAAGUGAUGUUACAAAGGCCUCCAAAUUACUCCCCCAUUUCUUCCUCAAUCUCCCCCACACAAAAGUAGAUCGUUCAGUAGAGAUGGCCACCGUCACUACUCAAGCUUCCGCCGCCGUUUUCCGGCCAUGCGCCGCCCGAUCGAGAUUCCUUACUGGUUCUUCCGGCAAACUCCACCGUAUGCUGUCGGUUAAACCAGUCGCUGCUUCGUCUUCUUCAUCCUUCAAGGUUGAAGCCAAGAAGGGAGAGUGGUUGCCUGGUCUGCCAUCUCCGGCAUACUUAAAUGGCAGUCUUCCAGGGGAUAAUGGAUUUGACCCACUGUCUCUAGCCGAAGACCCAGAGAACUUGAAGUGGUUCGUGCAAGCGGAGUUGGUGAACGGCCGGUGGGCUAUGCUGGGUGUCGCCGGAAUGCUUCUGCCGGAGGUUUUCACGAAGAUUGGAAUCAUCAACGCUCCUCAAUGGUACGACGCCGGGAAAGCAGAGUACUUCGCAUCGUCUUCGACUCUGUUCGUGAUCGAGUUCAUCCUUUUCCAUUACGUGGAAAUCCGAAGGUGGCAGGACAUCAAGAACCCCGGCAGCGUGAACCAAGACCCCAUUUUCAAGCAAUACAGUUUGCCCCCAAAUGAAGUGGGUUACCCCGGUGGGAUUUUCAACCCCCUCAAUUUCGCUCCCACUCAGGAAGCCAAAGAGAAGGAACUAGCCAAUGGGAGGCUUGCGAUGUUGGCGUUUUUGGGGUUCAUUGUGCAACACAACGUGACAGGGAAGGGGCCGUUUGAGAACCUUUUGCAGCACAUUUCUGACCCAUGGCACAACACCAUUGUGCAGACGUUUAGUGGCAACUAAAUUUGGUUUGUAGGAAGAAGGUUGGUGUGUUAAAAGUAAAUGGUUGAGAUUGUUUUGAGAGCUUGUUUUUGGAAUGUGAUAUGAAACAACAUAGUGGAUCUCAGUGUACAGUGGUGGGAGGCUUCCCAUGUAGCUUGGAUGUUGUUUAAAUGACAUGAUCCUUCCACUUAUUACACAUUCCAUGAACAUGAAUUGCCUUUUGCAGCUUCA